Trematosphaeria pertusa is the source of this 1009-nucleotide messenger RNA. RefSeq lists its product as uncharacterized. Bases 144 to 812 code for a protein of 222 amino acids. The transcript has 2 exons. The record is from RefSeq and is a predicted model, not a curated record. Gene Ontology annotation, molecular function: copper ion binding. Lineage: Eukaryota; Fungi; Ascomycota; Dothideomycetes; Pleosporales; Trematosphaeriaceae.
AUGGGGCUCUUAACUUGAGGUUCUGCAGGUAUUCCAAAGGUUUGCUGAAUGCACUAAUCUCGAUCGGGAUAGCGCAACCACUGAAUUUCUAGGACAACACACACAGACUGUUUCCGCAAUACCACAUCACCUAACAUUCCGCAAUGCUGGAAGUCGCCUGCUUCGACAUCUCAUCCGCCAUAGUAGCUGCGGAAGCAGGGGCCGACCGAAUCGAGCUUUGUGCGGACUACGUUGCCGGAGGUGUCACGCCUUCCCCCGAUUGUGUCCAGAGCAUACGCAAGGAGACCACGAAACCUAUCAAUGUCAUGAUACGGCCCAGGCCGGGCAACUUUACGUAUUCAGAAAUCGAGUACGAGCAGAUGAAGGCGGAUGUCCAUCUCUUCAAGCCGGAAGCUAGCGGGUUCGUCUUCGGUAUCUUGGAUGAGCAGAAUCGCGUGGACAAAGCUCGAAAUCGAGAGCUGAUCGAACUGGCAGCCCCCCUGCCUUGCACAUUUCACCGGGCAUUCGAUCAAGUCCUGGAUCUUUCCCAAGCCACACAACACCUUAUCGAAUGUGGCUUCACAUCGGUCUUGACGAGUGGUGGUCAGCCUGAUGCGGUUCGCGGAGCGGACAAAGUCGCCGGCCUACAUAAAGAGUAUGGGAACAGGAUUUCAUUCAUACUUGGCGGAGGCAUUCGAUCGAUGAAUAUCGACGCUCUGAGGGCGACGGCAAAUGUCGAAUGGUAUCAUUCAGCGGCCAUUACCAAACCUGGCGAAGUCGUUGACGGAGACGAAGUCAGAACGAUCCAAGCGAUACUCGCGCAUACUGCAUGAUGUCGACCGGAGCGUUUCAAAUGCAAAGAAUGCUUUCAUUACACAUCCAUCGCAUAGACGUCCACCAGACAUUAUGCUUUCACCGUAGCGAAACAGUCGAGCCACGGCGACCACAGCCUCCUGAGGGUAUCUUCCUUCCCAUAUACAAAAGAGCAAUGGUCAAGAGUCAUUCGCCGGACGCCUUUCUCCCGUGGACC